AUUAACUGUAGACACAACCUAUUUGGUGCAUUUAUCGAGAACGAGUACAAGAAUAUAAAGCGAGAUCCAGAAUGGCUACAUCCCUUGCGGAACAAUUGAAGAAACUCAGAACACCGCAGACUAGUAUCUUGCUACAGGACACAAGACGUGCUAGCUUGUUAUUCGAUCCAAAAGAAGCUGCUAAUUUAGAUAGGGAAACAGUUUUGAAUAUUGGUCAAAAUGGGUUACAAGAAUUGGGUAAGUUAUCGGACCUGUUUUUAGAAUUCGAGAGAACACUCUUUGCGCAAAGUUCGCUCAGUCUUGAACGUGCCGUGCAGGAUGUUAAAGUGAACAAAAAGUUGGACGGGGAAAUUGAAAAGUUUCUGAUUCUUUUAUCGCCAUACUUUUUGCUCAACAAUGCUCACAAAGCGCUCGAAUGGUUAAUACAUAGAUUUCGUAUUCACGAAUUUAACAGGGAUCAAUUUCUACUAUUAAUUUUACCUUAUCACGAGACUCGAAUGUUUGUAAGAGCAUUGCAGUUAUUAAAUCUGACGGAUGCAGCCGAUAAAUGGCACUGGUUGAAGCCUCUUCAAAAGCCGGGUGUUCCGCUAGCUACGAUAUCAUUGAUCAAUCGUCUCAGUUCCGAUAACGGUCUUCUAAAACUUAUUUGCAAUCAUGUUAUCGUUGCUACAAGAGUGUACUCGAACAGAGCGACUUGUUUAAGUACACUGUACGCAUUCUACACCACUUCCAUAUUAGGGAUUAUCGAUCAGUCACCUACCAUGUCGGAAGUUCAAAUAAAUCACAUGUUACCAACAAUUUUGAGAGGCCUGGAAAGCCCUAUACCUGAUUUCACAGCCGGCACUUACAUGAUUCUGGCGAUGCUAAUGACCAAAGUGAAAUUGAAUAACGAAACUACAGAAAAGUUGCUUCCAAAAAUGUUUAAGAAAACACAUCUGAAGGAGGAGUUAAUGGUUUUAAUAUUUUUCUUGUACAAUUCACCGACCUAUCGACUGACCACGGUUUCCGAUUCUCUCGCAAAUCGAUUAUCGGAGCUGUUUUGGUUCGUCGAGCUUGCGAUAAAGCUCCAAUCGUCCAACACCAACGUAUUAAAAUUCAUCGUGCCCCUGCUGCAAACCAGCUGCCGUGUGAUUUUAAACAACCCGUCAGAAACGACGCGCAUUCAGAACAUGGUCAGCGAGAUAUUGACGCGGAUAAAACUAGACAACAACGGGGUGGACACCAUUUUGUGGAACGUGCUGGAAAAGGAAUUCCUCGCGAACAAUAUAUCGAACGAAGCUAGAGAUUUUCUGAUGCGUUUGUAUCAAUGCUUCGAGAAAACCUACCCGGAAAGAUUCGACGACUAUCUGAAAAAUCUCAUGAAACGCAGCGACACCGACAAAGAUUCGAAACUGGCGUUGCAGUUCCUCACAUCCUGGCAUUUUGGUGCCAAAGAUACCCAAGACUCCGUGGGUAUACUCGACAGAUUGAUUCAUAUUAGCCCGGAGCAAAGAAUCAUGGCGUUGGAGACCCUAGCAAGAAACAACGUGAAAAUCCCGGAUAGUUUCAAGGAUAUGAUGACAAGCACGUUGCAAGCUAGAUUCAACGACAGUGAAAUAAACGUGAUCAAAGCGUUGCUGUCCCUUCCCACGAACCGUCUGACAGCUUUGCUUCCUGUGGACAUGUUGAUCGACGAGUUGAAAGUGCUGCUAUCGAGCUGCCAUAGUAGCAGUCGGAAAGUGUUAGCGAAACCAGCUCUGAAGAUACUGUUGGAACUCUGCGAGGUGGGUGACGACACCAGCGUCUUCAUCGCGUCCCUCUCGUACUUGUUCCCAAACGACGACGCAGACGUGAGUAUCGCGAUGGAGGUUCUGCAGUCGAACUUUGCCAAAAAGAACGCUUACAUGCAACACGUGCGAAAGGACUUGGGCAAAUCGCCUAACGCGGAGGCAGUCUCGUCAGCAGCUUUUCAUAACAUACUGAACUGGGAACUGUUACCUCCUACCGAAAGUAUAUUAAGCGCCAUGAAACAACAGAUUGCUCACGGCGACGCAGCCACCAUGUUCUUCAAUCUGAUCCUAUUGGGAUCCGUGUGCAGAGUCCCCGUUGGAUUCUUGCAACCUGAAAUCGCCAGAGAGGUUAUCGAAAUGGCUACAGAAAUCAUCAAGAAGUAUCCGCAGGUAAAGAUGCUGCAAAAUUGUAACAAUAUAACAGGGAACAAUAUACAGACUGCUAUCGAAUUGACUUCUCAAGGAGUGUUGCCUUUGCAAGUAGGUACAUACGUUCUGGAAAUGGUUCACAGACGUUUGGACUUGAAACUGAACUCGAAGUUCGACUUUGAGAACAAUCCCCAUCGGAGCAAUUUGAUUCUUAGGCUGCUGGAAAUGUUUUUCGAGGGGAUAGAGAACAAGUACUGGCGCAAGCAUUAUUCUCGUUGCUUGCAGAUAUUUUUCCAACGACACUUUGCCACGGUUAAAGAUCUGAUCCAAUUUCUGUCUCAACUCUACAUAAAACCGGUACAAGUACAAACAUCUUUCUACUGUUUGAAGAUAACUUUGGUACUUCUUGAUCAGUGCAAGUCCCUGCAAUGGGCGUUCCAGGACAAAGUAUUUGUAACGAACUUGCUAAUUUCGCUGGCCAGGGAAAACAACGAGUGUCGAAUAGCUGCGUUGGAUGUCCUUAAGAAGCUCAUGCACACCUUCAACUUGUCAGCAGAUACGUUCUCAGCCUUGUUGCAAGAAUUGGUGGCUAGGCGAUCGGAGAUAUCGCUGGAUCCUGAUCAGCUGUCGCUGUCCCUUUACGUUCUACUCUCCCCUGACCCGGAUGUAUGCGCUCAAUUGAAGUCUGACCUAAGAAAAAGUCUCCAACAAGCACAGCAAUUUGUGUUCGAGGUUGCCACGGACCCAGAGACUCCGAUACACGUUAAGUCCCAACUGUUGGAUAUUCUGGUUCACGUUAACGGACCAACGAUACUCGAGCGACUAGCUCCCCUAGGCCUAGAGCUAUUAAAGACCCUGCUCACGGAGUCCAAAAGUAAAUCAACCGGUAACGCGUUGAAGAAUAUACUUCAGAGAUUCAACAGCACAACUGUAAAGGUUCUCACUGUUCCUCAAGCAUGGCAGCUGUUCGAGGACAGUAUAGUAGAGCACAAGGCUGAGAUAAUGACGGAAACCGGAGUCCUCUAUCCACCGAGUGUAAUUCUGUUGAAACAGAUAGAAGAGACCUUCUUCGAGAGCGCUGGAAAAGUGUCGCCCGGACUCCAGAAGAAGAUCCUUGCCAAGCUGGUGGACGUGGUGACCGACAGUAACACGAGCAACGUGAUUUCCAUAGCCAAUAGGGCGAUCAGGAGGAUCCGUAUGAACGCGGAGCUGAUAGUGAACGAGUUGCAAACGAUGAGGAAUCUGAAGAAUCUCGAGUUGAACAACGCCAUGGUGAAGAACAAGAAACGAUUGAACGUGCGUUACAUUCCUGAUCCAACGAUAAUCAACAGAAGGGAAUGGAAACGCGGGGUAACGCUUCUAGAGUUUGUUCAACAAGCUAACAAUAUCGAGCAUGAGGAAUUGCUUUAUCCUAUCUUGUUCGAUUUGCUGAAGAUGUGCCUGAGCUUCGAGGAACAGAGCCCCAUAGAGUAUACCAAUCAGUUGUUGCUGUCGACGAUUCAUCGACUAGCGGUGAGCAAGCUGCCCAUACGUGACGCCCAUCUGCAGGUGGAUCUGAUCACUCAGUGCAUCAGGACCUCGAGGAAUCCUCAGACUCACCAUCACGCGUUGCUGGUCUUGGUGGAGCUUUUGAAGAUCGUCGACGUGCGCUGCGCUCUUUACACCAUCAUGCCCAUAUUCACCUUCAUGGGCAGCUCGGUGGUGCGUCAGGAUGACGCCUACUCGAUACAGAUCAUCUCCAAGACCAUCGAGACAGUGGUGCCCAUAAUAAACGCGGCUGAGAACGAGACCCACGCGUGCGAGGUUCUGAGAACCUUCAUCGUUUCUCUGCCAGACAUCCCCGAGCACAGACGGAUGCCUCUGUUCGUGAAGCUGUUGCAGCUGCUGGACAAUCAUUUUCAUCUGUACUAUCUGCUCACUUUCGAGAGCCACGUUGUGUCCAGAACGAUGCGUAUCAUGAAUCAGAAGACGCCUGGCCAGAGACUGGAGUUUGCUCUCCAGGUGUCUCACGAGUUUCCACCUGGCAGACUCGUCCAAGUCUGCGUGAAGCUAGCACAGUUCAUGAGGGAGUUGCCAGUCGACAUAGAAGAGGAUGAAGACCGUAAAGCUGCCAUGUCCUUCAAGUACAAGCACAUCUUCGACGUGGCCAACAACAAUCCCAAACACCUGAGACACUACAAGUACAUCCUGGUGCAGUUCGUCAGCAACCUGUUGUCGUCUCCCGAUUUUAUCAAUCGAGUCGCGGAGCUCAAACCCGUCGAUGUGAACAACGUGAGACCGUACUACGAUCAACUGAUCAUAGAGUUGAUUCUGUUGAUCGAGAGCACCUCGAGAAACGCGGACAAACAUCAAGGGAAACCGAUCGGUAAAUAUUGGAAGGUUCUUCUGCAUCAUCUCUACGACGUGCUCGAUCUCGUCAACAAUUUGUUGCCAAACGGAAUCUUUCUGGUUAGCAUCAAGCGUCUGAUGGAGCACAAGUUGUUGACAGUGAAGAGGAAAGCUCUGGAGCUACUCAACACGCGACUCCAGCAACGGAAGUUCGGCGAGGAGGAUUACACGGAUUUGCUGAACUUGAUCGAGUCCCUGUUGAACGUUAUCGAUGCACGAGUUAAGUCGGAAACGCAGGAACAGGAAAUCGUCCAACAGACUGUUCUGAUUACGUUGAAACUGCUAGCUAAAUUGUUGGCCACGGAGCAUCCUACGGUAUUCAAACCGAUCCUGGAGAUGACUACUAAACUUUUGAGGACAAAGGAAGGGCCGGUGUUGGGCAGCGCUGCGCUAUGCGUUGCAGAAUUAUGCAGCUCCAUGCGCAUCUACGCUAUACCGUCGCUGAAUAAAUUCGUUCCAGCGGUUCUGCAGCUGCUGGAGAACCAUUGCCAUCAAGACGUGCCGGACGUGAUAGUUGUCAGUAUAGUGAGUGCGUUGCAGAAGAUCGUAGACUCUGUAGGAAACUUCUUGUCCCUGUACUUGGACCAAUUGCUGUUCGAGCUGGCGAGAUUGAACUCUUUGUACACCGACACCGAGCAUCCAAAGAUCGGCGUUGUGGUGUCGCGUCUGAAGGCGACGACGCAGAAGCUGUCCAGUUGCAUAUCUCUGCGAGUGUUGUUGCCAGCCGUGAACAGAACUUACGACACGUUGCUCGCGAAAAAGACGUAUCAGUGCAUACCGGCGCUGAUGACUGUCCUGGCAGAGUCCUUCAACAGCGUCCAGCCGGCAGAUUUGAGCGCGGCCAUUCCGGAUCUGGGCAUAUUCUUCUUGAAGGUUUUGCAAUUCCGCGAGGACAUUUCUAACGACGAGAUGGAAAUAGACGACUCGGAGGUGACAUUGAGGAACGUGGUGGUCGUGGAGGAGAGCGCCAGCAAAGCGCUGGUCGCGCUUAUUUUGAAGCUCAGCGAGGCCACGUUCAGGCCAUUUUAUUAUAAAUUGUACGAUUGGGCUGCAAGGAAUCCACAGUACAAGCAACGAAGCAUCACGUUCUAUAGACUGUCGGCUAACAUAGCAGAGUGCCUGAAGUCGUUGUUCGUCCUCUUCGCUGGUCACUUCCUCAAACACGCGGCUGUGCUGUUGAGCAGCAACAAUCCAGCGAUCUCGGACGAGCCCCAAGAAAUGACUCUUCCCGAGGACUCGAGCAAGAUCGAAUUGGUGGAAGCCAUUUUGCUAACCCUCUAUCGGGUGUUCAGUUACGACGCGCGUAACGUAGUGACCCAAGAGAGAUUCGAGAUAUUGUCGCAGCCCAUCGUGGAUCAGCUCGAGAACACUAUGGGGACUAGAGAGGAAUACGAGAAGAGGACGAACGAACUUGUAGUGCCUUGCGUCGCCGCCUUCGCCAGCGCCAUUCCCGACGAUUCUUUGCACAAACAGCUGGUCUACCAAACGUUGCUCAAGACCAGACACGCGAAACCCUACGUCAGAAGCGCAGCACUGAACGCAUUGGUCGAGAUCGUGAGGAAGCUAGGAGAGGAUUUCAUGCCGCUAUUACCAGAGACUAUACCAUUCCUGGCAGAAUUGUUGGAGGACGAGGAUGAAGCAACGGAGAAAUGUGCGCAGAACGCAGUGCGCACCCUGGAGGAGAUUUUAGGGGAACCAUUACAGAAGUACUUUUAA
Molecule: messenger RNA, 6242 nt
Organism: Colletes gigas
Lineage: Eukaryota; Metazoa; Arthropoda; Insecta; Hymenoptera; Colletidae
Product: HEAT repeat-containing protein 1
Exons: 5
Coding region: 72-6242 (2056 amino acids)
Biological process (GO): maturation of SSU-rRNA from tricistronic rRNA transcript (SSU-rRNA, 5.8S rRNA, LSU-rRNA); positive regulation of transcription by RNA polymerase I
Cellular component (GO): t-UTP complex; 90S preribosome; small-subunit processome
Molecular function (GO): snoRNA binding
Source: RefSeq, a predicted model, not a curated record